CUUACAAGCAUCUCGGGGAGGAGAAGGACUUUCCCCUCCACGGCUCUUCUCCGGAGGAAUAACGCAGCGACUGCAGCCUUCAAAGCUUGAACACGUUCUGUAAGAAACAGGUUUUUUACUUUUUGCAUUUUUCCGCUUUGGACGAAGUUCUGCAUGGAAACUAAUGAUAUCUGAGCCGCAGAGAGAGGAGGUUCCACUGACAUCUUAAAGGUUUGAUCCAGAAAGGAAAAAGCAAGUUCCUGAGGCAACUUUGCAGUGAAAACAGGACACAGACAAGGGAUAGUUUUUAGAUUAUGGCGCUGAAGGCCAGAGUGCUGUACGACUUCCACUCUGAAAACCCAGGGGAGAUCUCCAUAACAGAGAAUGAGCUGGUGACUCUGUUCAGCGAGGAGGAGCUGGAUGGCUGGCUGGAGGGGGAGAACAGCAGGGGGGAGGCAGGCCUCUUCCCUGCCUCUUAUGUGGAGAUCCUCAGAGACCACAUCACCUCCAACACCAACAACAAUGGCGUCCCCUCACGCAAAACCAAAGCCCUGCCACCCACCCAGACCUCCUUCACGUCCUCUGACUCCCAGUCCCAGAGGGGCCCUGAGGCCGGCAGCGUCGGCAGCGGUGGGGGCAGCUUCCACACCAGCCAGGGCAGUGAUGACGACUGGGACGACGACUGGGAUGACAGCUCCCCAGCGACAGACGCGCCUCAGGGUCUGGGCAGCUCGCCCCCCCUGUACGCGGUGACCACCUCCCUGCCCGCACGGCGUGGGAUCUCCCAGCAGCACCAGCAGCAGCAGCAGGCCAAGAGCUCGGCCACGGUGGGGAGGAACCUCAACAGGUUCUCCACCUUCGUCAAGUCCGGAGGCGAGGCCUUCCUGCUCGGGGAGGCCUCUGCUUUUGUGAAGGAUGGGGACAGGAUCUGUGUGGUGAUGGGGGAGAACGGGCCCGAGUGGCAGGAGGAUCCGUACCCCUUCACGUGCACCAUCGACGACCCCACCAGGCAGACCAAGUUUAAAGGCAUGAAGAGCUACAUGUCUUACGGCCUGACCCCAACGCACACCAAUGUACGAGUCAACCGCAGGUACAAACACUUCGACUGGCUCUACGCUCGACUCGUGGAGCGUUUUCCCGUCAUCUCCGUGCCCCGCCUGCCAGAGAAGCAGGCCACCGGGCGCUUCGAGGAGGACUUCAUCUCCAAGAGGAGGAAGGGUCUGAUCUGGUGGAUGAACCACAUGAGCAGCCACCCUGUGCUGGCGCGCUGCGACGUUUUCCAGCAUUUCCUGACGUGCGGGGCGGACGAGAAAGCCUGGAAACAAGGCAAGAGGAAGGCGGAGAGGGACGACCUGGUCGGGGCCAACUUCUUCCUCACUAUCAGCCCGCCUGCCGUUCCUCUGGACCUCCAGGAAGUCGAGAGCAAAGUCGAAGGCUUCAAGACUUUCACCAAGAGGAUGGACGAGAACAUUGUCGUCGUCAACACCACCAUCAACGAAUUCGCACGCAAACAAAUUACAGGUUUCAAAAAGGAGUACCAGAAGGUGGGACAGUCCUUCAAACUCCUGGCGCAAGCGUUCGAGCUGGACCAGCAGGCCUACUCAACCGGCCUGAACAAGGCCAUCUCUUACACUGGCGAGACCUACGAGGCGAUAGGAGAGUAUUUCGCUGAGCAGCCGCGCCAGGAUCUGGAUCCCAUUUCGGACCUGCUGGACCUGUACAGAGGACACCUGGACAAUUUUCCGGACAUCAUCCAUGUACAAAAAGGUGCACUCACCAAGGUGAAAGACUGUCCGAAGCAGGAAGGUGACCUCCACGACCGCUGCAACAUCAUUUCCUGUGCCACGCUGGCAGAGAUCCAACACUUCCACCGCACACGUGUACGGGACUUCCGCUCGCAGAUGCAGCAUCACCUCCGCCAGCAGAUCAGCUUCUUCCAGAAGAUCACGACCAAGCUGGAGGACACGCUGCAGAGAUACGACGAUGACCAGUAAGGAUGAGAGGGUGAGGUUGGACCACGAAGGCUGGGGAUUCCUGAAGAGGGAAGCAGAGAGGGUUGAUUGAUGUGCUCGUUCUCUAGUAAUGGCGAACACCUGUAAGAGAGAACACCUUGGAGACUUGUGAAGUCAUGGAUCCUGGGUUCUCCACUCUAUUCAAAAAAUAUAGGCCACUGGGCUGUGGAAUGACAACUUGUAUUAUCUGGACAGCUCUGAUGAAUGUACCAGUAACUUUGGGACUUUGCUGACGCUGCAUGCACAUCUGGCAACUCAGCGGGACUGCGGAGAUAUUAAAAACAGCUGCUUUUAAUAUGCCUGGGCUGCCUCUGGAUUCCCGGGUUCUGAGGGUCAUGUGAUCUCUGCAGGUCUCCACUGCCUCACGAUUUCACUCAAACUCCCCAAAUAGCGUGAAAUGGAUCUUAUAAUGAGUAAAAUACUGGACUCGAUGAAUUUAUCUGUAUCUCUAUGUGUGUUUUUACUUGAAUUACCUGCUCAGUAUUGUUUUGAUGGGACAAGUUUUUUGUUUUUUGAAUAUGAACAGAGAAAAAGUGGGCAGAUUCCAAUCUGUUGAUUCACUUCAGUGGUCGGAUUUUCAUCACAGCUUGCUAUUUGAGCAACUUGCAAUGCCUUCAUCUCACACACAACAACUCAGACACUGUCACAUCUUUACCACACCACAACUUUGUGUCUUUGUGCCUUGAAUGACCUAAAACAACUGAGUUCAGGCCGGUUUUAUUUUUCUGCUUGUUUUGAGAAGCAGCUCUGCAGUUAUUGUUUGUUCUUUGGGAUGUUGAACUUAAACCAUCUGUGUCUCUGUUUUCUCUCAGUCCCAGGAGGUCAGAGGUCAGGCUCAGGGCACAGAUACUUCGGUGCUUUCCGACUUGGAAUUAUUGAAGUUACUGUGUGUUGGCUUUUUAUGUGAUUCUUGUCCAUUUGAAACUCUUCUGGGGACAAUUUCUAACAAAGCAUUUGACAAUCAUGGUGUCUUAUUGCUUUCAGCCCAUUUACGUCAGUGUCACUGAGGUGGAUCAGCCACAGAAAUUGCUCUGUAGUUGACCACAACCUCUAAACUCCCAUUUGGGGGCGAUAAGUUAGAAUUAUUUUUGUGUACUUCAUAACAUUCCCUUAAAGCAACGAGCAACAAUGGUCUGUUUUGAGAUUUAAAGGAUACAAACACCACUGUUGAGUUUUUCAAUAACUUCUGAAUAAUGUCAAUAUAAGAUACAUUUAUCUGAUGUCUAUAUUAGAAAUGGAAACAAUUGAGCAAUGACAGAUGUGAUGACAAGAGAAGAUCUUGUGACGUGUUCACAUUUUGAUUUCCUGACCAAUGAGCACUUACGUUAUCACAUGAGAACCCAGUACUCAUGGGUCUGACCGCACCCAUUUUCAAACUUGGCCUCUGUUUCAAUCUCAACUGAACACCUGCAAAGUUUCGUAACUGUGUCAUGUGCAUUUAGAAAACAACAUUGACGUUAUUGGGGUGAUAAAAUCUGUCCAGAGGCCGAAGGACGUAUAAACGCCUGCCAAAUUACUCACAACCACCUCUAGUUGUUCCUGCUACACUGCGUGUAUUCAGGACCAGGUUUCACUAUGACACACACACACUGUUGCAGCUGGUAAUAACCUGAAUGCAUCACAGUACUUUACACUGUAUGUGUUACAAUGUCAGUUUUCCGCUCACAUAGUAAAUCCAGUCGAUGUUUCAGUUUCAGGUGUGACUUUGACGUUUCUCUCCGGGUUUCGAACAGGGUGAACCACCAGCCUUCAUUUUUUUCCAGAAACAUAUAAUUUACUUUGAAUGAAAAUGUUUGUAAACACACUUUUAAUGUAUCAUGGUGGGGCAACAUUUCCGUAUAUACGUGAAAUACAGUGAAUACAUGUAGAAUGUGUUUCUGUCAUUUACUGUUUUCCUGAAAUAUAACUUAUAGUUUCACUUGACCUGUUUUGUGUCUUCUUUUUUUUUUGAUCAAUGGUAAUAUUUUGUUAAUAUUGCAUUAUACAUUCUAGUCACGUGUAAAUGCCGUAAAUAUUCAGAUGAAGUUGUUUCGUAAGUAAGAGGAAUCUUCAAUUUCAUUUCAUAAAAUCACUUUCACUAUGGAAUGUGCCAUUUCUCCAUCUGAAUAUGACACAGUUUGACAUAUUUUAUUUCUGGCAAUUCUGUUCUGUGUUGUCAAAUGCAAUUUUUUUCCCCAGAGAACAGCGAGUUAUCAUCUGUUUUUCGUGCGGAGGCAGCAGCAGCUCUGAUACCUGACACCAGAGUUCACAGACUGCAGGUCAGGUUACCUCAGCCGCAGGGCCUCCAUUAUUUAGA
Paralichthys olivaceus (Japanese flounder) is the source of this 4287-nucleotide messenger RNA. RefSeq names its product sorting nexin-18-like. NCBI's taxonomy places the organism in Eukaryota, Metazoa, Chordata, Actinopteri, Pleuronectiformes, Paralichthyidae. The record is from RefSeq and is a predicted model, not a curated record. Gene Ontology annotation, molecular function: protein binding; phosphatidylinositol binding. Gene Ontology annotation, cellular component: plasma membrane; cytoplasmic vesicle. Gene Ontology annotation, biological process: cleavage furrow formation; plasma membrane tubulation; endocytosis.